This is a messenger RNA of Cucumis sativus (cucumber), 1851 nucleotides long. Its product is annotated as phosphoinositide phosphatase SAC4-like. NCBI's taxonomy places the organism in Eukaryota, Viridiplantae, Streptophyta, Magnoliopsida, Cucurbitales, Cucurbitaceae. The transcript is spliced from 10 exons. Bases 154 to 1836 code for a protein of 560 amino acids. The record is from RefSeq and is a predicted model, not a curated record. Gene Ontology annotation, biological process: phosphatidylinositol dephosphorylation. Gene Ontology annotation, cellular component: intracellular membrane-bounded organelle. Gene Ontology annotation, molecular function: phosphatidylinositol-3,5-bisphosphate 5-phosphatase activity.
UGAUUUGAUUUGAUUUCAUAUCAUAUCAUUUUCCUUUCUUUCUUUCACUUCACUUCAAUUCAAUUCAAUUCAAUUCAAUUGUGUGAUUUGCAUGCCCUUCUCCUAGUUUCCCUGAGCCUGGGCCUGUGCUGCAAGGCUCGGGGAAUCUGUAAAAUGGCUUCCUCAGAGACUGAUCCCUUCUCCUCCUCUAAUCCAACCGCGUCCUCUGAGAAUAACUCAUUCUCAACAUUUCCUCUCCCAUCAUCAGAAAAUGAUGUAUACUCCAACUCUGCCGCAUCUUCUGAUGACCUCCGUUCUGCCUCUCCUGUUUGUAUGCACAAAUUCAGGCUUUAUGAGACUCGAUCGAAAUUUUACAUGGUAGGAAGGGACAAGAGUAGAACAUAUUGGAGGGUGCUCAAAAUUGAUAGGAUGGAUUUGUCCAAGCUAAACAUACGUGAAGAUUCUGCUGUAUAUACAGAAAAUGAAUGUUCUGAUCUGCUGAGACGGAUACACGAGGGUAAUAAAUCUACUGGAGGACUGAAGUUUGUAUCCACUUGCUAUGGUAUUGUUGGAUUCAUUAAAUUUCUAGGACCUUAUUACAUGCUGCUUAUUACAAAGAGACGUCAAAUUGGUACAAUAUGUGGUCAUCCUAUAUAUGGUGUUUCCAGAAGUGAGAUGAUUCCACUUCCAAAUGCUGCUGUUUGGUCCAGUAUAGCCAUUCCAAAGAAUGAGAACAGAUACAAGAAGCUCCUAUGCUCGGUGGAUCUCACAAAGGACUUCUUCUUUAGCUACUCAUACCAAGUUAUGCGUAGUCUACAAAAGAAUAUCUGUGAUAAUGAAACAGGUCACGCUCUUUAUGAAACCAUGUUUGUGUGGAAUGAAUUUUUGACUCGUGGAAUCCGAAACCACUUGCAUAAUACCAUUUGGACGGUUGCUUUGGUCUAUGGCUUUUUCAAGCAGGGUACACUAUCUCUAGAUGGGAGAGAUUUCAAGUUGACCUUAAUUGCUAGACGUUCUCGUCAUUAUGCUGGCACAAGGUAUUUGAAACGAGGUGUAAAUGAGAAAGGUAGAGUGGCAAAUGACGUCGAGACUGAACAGAUCGUUUUUGAGGAUGUCCCUGAAGGGGUUUCUAUGCAAUUAAGUUCUAUCGUCCAGAAUCGUGGCUCAAUCCCUCUUUUCUGGUCACAGGAAACUUCACGCUUGAACUUAAGGCCUGAUAUUAUACUGUCAAAGAAGGAUCAAAAUUAUGAAGCAACGAGACUUCAUUUUGAAAAUCUUGCUAAAAGAUAUGGAAACCCCAUAAUUAUAUUGAACUUGAUAAAGACACGUGAGAAGAAGCCACGAGAAUCUAUUCUUCGUGCUGAGUUUGCUAAUGCUAUUGACUUCAUUAAUAAUGAUUUAUCUGAGGAGAACCGUCUUAGGUUUCUUCAUUGGGAUCUACACAAGCAUGCUCGGAGUAAAGCUACAAAUGUUUUACUGCUUCUGGGGAAAGUGGCUUCUUUUGCAUUGACACUUACGGGAUUCUUUUAUUGUCAAGUUACUCCAGCUUUAAGAUCUGAAAGGAGUGAAGGAAAUUGUAGCAUAUCUUCUCAGUUACAUUCAAACAAUGAUGUCGAAGAUGCUGCUAGCAUGGAAAAGCAAAUAAGUGCGGACAACCUUGCUUCUAAUGGGAAUUACAUUAUUAAGCAGUCGUUAUUCCAGAGUGGGGUGCUCAGGACCAAUUGCAUAGACUGCCUCGACCGUACAAAUGUUGCACAAUAUGCAUACGGGUUUGCUGCUCUUGGACACCAGCUUCAUGCCUUGGAAAUUUUAGAUUCCCCCAAAAUCCAUCUUGAUGCCCCUUUAGCUGAUGAGUGAUGGCAUUUUAUGAGA